This is a messenger RNA of Onthophagus taurus, 940 nucleotides long. NCBI's taxonomy places the organism in Eukaryota, Metazoa, Arthropoda, Insecta, Coleoptera, Scarabaeidae. The record is from RefSeq and is a predicted model, not a curated record.
GAAAUCGUAUCGUAUAUGAAUAAAAUUAAUUUAAUCGAAUCAAACUUCAAACGAAUUUUAUUACAGCCAGAAAGAAUCGAUCCGCAAGGCGUUAAAGGUUACGAUGUUCGCAGUGAUGUUUGGUCAUUAGGAAUAACACUUUUCGAAGUCGCCACCGGCCAAUUUCCUUAUCCCAAAUGGUCGAGUGUUUUCGAUCAACUCCAUCAGGUUGUUAAUGGCCCCGCGCCACGUUUAACUACUAAUUAUAAUGGUGGCAAUCAUAACGCGAACACUUUUACCCAAGAAUUCGUUCACUUCGUUAAUACUUGUUUGAUAAAAGAAGAAAGUUCAAGACCUAAAUAUAAUAAAUUAUUACAAGAUCCUUUUAUAAUACGUUCAGCAAGUGAAGCUGUUGAUGUUGCGGAAUAUGUGACAAAAAUUUUGGAUAAUAUGUCGGAUAUGGGGAUAACAGCGUUUACUACGGAUCAGCAGUAAUAUAUUACGAAAAAUUUGCUCAAAGAAAAAGAAAAAAAAAUUUGAUUUCGUUCAAUAUUCCUAUUUUAAUCAUUGUAAUAAUUUUAUUCUCAUCUUUUUAUUGAAACUGUGUAUGUACCAUAUGUACAAUUGUGUAAAUAUUGUAUAAAAAUGAAAACAAAAAUCGGUUUGAUGAAAAUCAAAUGGUAAUAACAUAUUGAUGAUGAUUUAAGGAGCGCAUGUAUGGAGCGUUUUAGAGAGGUUUUUAUUGUUUACAACAAUGCAGACAAUAAAAUUUUCCCCCUUCUAUUUCCCCCCUUCAAAGAAAUCGAUUAUCAUCACAUUUUUUUAAUAUGAAAUUACAUCUUAGUUGUUAUUAAUGCUGGACGCUUUUUGUUUGGACGCAUUUUGCCCUCCCUUUCUUUUAACUUUAAUUGUGUAUAAGAACAUGUUGAACAGUUGUAAAUAAAUUGAAAAUUUAAGUCAA